GGGACGCAAGUGUGCGUGCGAUUGCGGAUGCGGACGCCAAGUCGGUCGAGCAAAGCGUUUCGACCAGCUCCGAAAGCACCAGAGACGCUCGCAGAUCCUAGUGGCGAAGGAUAUAAUUAAGACUGUUUGGGAUUGUUGGUUGUUGUUGGUACCUUACAGGGGUUUGCCAGGGGUUCUCAUAGUUGUGGGAUACUCUUUCCUUGACUCUUUCUUGUGGGAAGUGAACUUCAUAUGUUGGAAAUAUGACUCUAUGGCAACCUCCUACAGGAUACUUGGAAAUUCCAAUUGGAUUUGUCCAACAAGCAUGUUAGAGCCCAAUUCCCAUUACAUUAAGUUCAAUUCAAGAAGGAGUCAAUAAAGUGUCCCACAGCUAUGAGAACUGCUGGAAAACCGUGUACGGUUUGGUGAUGGAAUGGCAUACAUUGGAUGAGGGUUUCUGGGGGAUGAAUCUUUUUCUACGGUUUAUGGGGUUGUAGUUAGUUGUAUUUUUUAUGAGGCUUUUUAAAGAGAUUAUAAUAACCAGCUCGAAUGUACUUACCUGAUUUAACACACACGCACACAAAGGUGUACAAGCCGGGUGUGCAAUUUUUAUAAUUUUUGGGCUAACCUUUUGCCUUGUCGUUACCACCUCACCACUCACCAAAUGUAAUCGUAUAUCGUCUUGCAGCAGCUGGUCGGUGUUUUUUUGGUGGGUCCUAAUGGUGACCAGCAGUAGUAGUGUUGAUCGAUAACAAGCCCGUACACAUCAAUCUCAAACGAUGGAUAAGGAACAGAGCGCAGCGUCGGACCGGCAGACGUACGACGAUAGUCCGGCAACGCAGAGUGAAUCAUCGUCCGCAUUGGGCUGGCUGCUGCUGUACAGUGUGGCCAUGUUUACGCUACCCUUUGCGGCCUUCUACAGCACGCGGUACGGCCUGACGCACUAUCUGCACGUGGACGGGUUUGCCAACACCUGCGGCUCGGUCGUGGCGGCGGUACUGGUGGUGAACGUGAUCAUCUUCCUGUACGCCGUGCGUGGAUAUGAAGAUGUGAAGGAUGACGACAACAACCACGACCCCACGACGGAGGAAGGCGACGAACGCAAGGAUGAAGCUAAAAAGUCGAAGUAGACAUUAGUGAACAUACACGGGGCCGUAUUUCUCAACACGGUGACAUCAUUCCAACUGGUUAGGGAGCAUUGAUUGAGGGCGAGUUUGAAUUGUGAGACGUUAUCGGUAGGCUGUAUAGAAUGUAGAAAGGAAUAUAAUAAACUUACUGUACGAAAGGA
Messenger RNA from Anopheles gambiae (African malaria mosquito), 1267 nucleotides. RefSeq lists its product as uncharacterized. The transcript has a single exon. Lineage: Eukaryota; Metazoa; Arthropoda; Insecta; Diptera; Culicidae. Gene Ontology annotation, biological process: vacuolar proton-transporting V-type ATPase complex assembly. Bases 759 to 1109 code for a protein of 116 amino acids. Gene Ontology annotation, cellular component: endoplasmic reticulum membrane. The record is from RefSeq and is a predicted model, not a curated record.